AUCUCUCCUAUACGCUGGCCGUGAAAACAGAAGGUAGUAAUUAAUACGGUAGUUUAUUGAAUUGUAGGUUCCUCAAACGAUAUAGCGAGUCUGACUGGAGGGGUUGGGUAUAGGUUAACUGAAUUAAAGGCUCAAAAGCUGUGUGUCACUCUUCGAUUGUUUUAGCCAAGAGAACUGCCCCACAUGUUAUCUUAUAUUGCGGGACAGAGCCGAGUUCGGGUUUUUCAGGAGCAGCAGUUUGUAAUGUUAGUCAGCAGAUCGAGCGAGCGAACACAGCGGACCCCAGACAUCGUAUGUUACUGUGAUUAUUGCUGCUUAUUUUUAUCUGUACCUUUCCAACCUUCAACUGCUGCUGGACUUCCGGAACAGAAAAUGAAUAACCUUUCCUUUAGUGAGCUGUGUUGCCUGUUUUGCUGCCCUCCAUGUCCUAGCAAAAUUGCCUCAAAACUUGCUUUCCUGCCCCCCGACCCCACUUACACCCUGAUGUGUGAUGAGAGCGGCAGCCAUUGGACUCUGCACCUCUCGGAACGAGCAGACUGGCAGUACUCGGCAAGGGAAAAGGAUGCCAUUGAGUGCUUUAUGACCAGGACCAGUCGAGGAAACAGAGUAGCCUGUAUGUUUGUUCGCUGUUCCCCAAAUGCCAAGUUUACCCUGCUCUUCUCCCACGGGAAUGCUGUGGACUUGGGCCAGAUGAGCAGCUUUUACAUUGGACUGGGCUCUCGCAUAAACUGCAAUAUCUUCUCCUACGAUUAUUCUGGGUAUGGAGCAAGUUCUGGGAAGCCAUCAGAGAAAAACCUCUAUGCAGACAUUGAUGCUGCCUGGCAGGCACUGAGGACACGGUAUGGCAUCCGUCCUGAAAAUGUGAUCAUAUAUGGCCAGAGUAUAGGAACAGUACCAUCGGUGGACCUCGCUGCACGAUAUGAGAGUGCAGCUGUCAUUCUGCAUUCUCCCCUGACGUCCGGAAUGCGGGUAGCUUUUCCAGAAACAAGGAAGACUUACUGUUUUGACGCAUUUCCAAACAUUGACAAAAUUUCUAAGAUUACCUCUCCAGUGUUGAUUAUCCACGGAACAGAAGAUGAAGUUAUAGAUUUCUCACAUGGACUAGCACUAUAUGACCGCUGUCAAAGACCAGUGGAGCCAUUAUGGGUGGAAGGAGCUGGCCAUAAUGACGUGGAGCUUUAUGGACAGUACCUUGCAAGAUUAAAACAGUUUAUUGCACAUGAGCUGGUGAAUUUGUAAAAAAAAAAAAAAAAAAUAUAAAUAUAUAUAUAUAUA
Molecule: messenger RNA, 1275 nt
Organism: Polyodon spathula (Mississippi paddlefish)
Lineage: Eukaryota; Metazoa; Chordata; Actinopteri; Acipenseriformes; Polyodontidae
Product: alpha/beta hydrolase domain-containing protein 17B-like
Exons: 4
Coding region: 184-1239 (351 amino acids)
Biological process (GO): protein depalmitoylation
Cellular component (GO): endosome membrane; plasma membrane
Molecular function (GO): palmitoyl-(protein) hydrolase activity
Source: RefSeq, a predicted model, not a curated record